UUGGACCUGCCGGUUUGUCUUGACGCGGCUUGAGCGGUGCGAGCCCGAGGACGUGUUUCAACAGAUGGUUAGGGUUUGGUGUGUGUCAUCACAUCGAAGAAAGGAUUAGAGGAGGAAGGUUGUCCUCCGGGAGCUGUGUGGUCCCCACUUACAACACACAGCGCAGCUUCAGGAGGGGGAGAGAGAGACCAAAAGUGAAGACAGUCUUCGCUUCGUGUCUGCAAGAAGAGACUUUUCCCGCACCAGUGUGUCAGGUUUCCUUGGAAAAAGCUCCGGAGUGCAGCAGCAGCGUCGUCAUCUCCCUCUUCCAUCAUGAAGUCUGCGAGCCUGGCAUGGCUUUUGCUCUUUGCCCUGGCCGCUCCGCUGUCCUGCUCAUCCGCAACCACAUGGAGUCAAAGUCUUAGGGGGCGGGCACAGCGCGACCGCCGCAAUAUCCGUCCCAAUAUCAUCCUCAUCAUGACGGAUGACCAGGACGUAGAGCUGGGCUCGUUGCAGGUGAUGAAUAAAACUCGCAGGAUCAUGGAGGAAGGUGGCACAAUGUUCACAAACGCUUUUGUGACGACGCCCAUGUGCUGCCCGUCCCGCUCGUCCAUGCUGACGGGGAAGUACGUUCACAACCACAACACGUACACCAACAACGAGAACUGCUCCUCUCCGUCAUGGCAGGCCCAGCAUGAGCCUCGCUCCUUCGCCGUCUACCUCAACAACACGGGCUACAGGACGGCUUUCUUCGGGAAGUACCUCAACGAGUACAACGGGAGCUACAUUCCUCCUGGGUGGCGAGAGUGGGUGGGACUCAUCAAAAACUCCCGCUUCUAUAAUUACACAGUCUGCCGGAACGGCUACAAGGAGAAGCACGGAGCCGAGUACACCAAGGACUACUUCACAGACUUGAUCACCAACGAUAGCAUCAACUACUUCCGCAUGUCAAAGCGCAUGUACCCACACCGGCCGGUUAUGAUGGUGAUCAGUCACGCGGCGCCUCACGGUCCAGAAGAUUCGGCUCCCCAGUACGCCGAGUUCUUCCCCAACGCCUCCCAGCACAUCACACCCAGUUACAACUAUGCUCCUAACAUGGACAAGCACUGGAUCAUGCAGUACACGGGCCCCAUGAAGCCUAUCCACAUGGAGUUCACCAACUUCCUUCAGAGGAAACGACUGCAGACUCUGAUGUCUGUGGAUGACUCUGUGGAAAAGAUAUACAAUGCACUAGUGGACACAGGGGAGUUGGACAACACCUACAUCAUCUAUACAGCGGACCAUGGUUACCACAUCGGUCAGUUCGGUCUGAUCAAGGGGAAGUCGAUGCCAUACGACUUUGAUAUAAGAGUCCCGUUCUUUGUGAGGGGGCCGAAUGUGGAAUCUGGAGCCAGAAACAAUCACCUUGUUUUAAACAUUGAUCUGGCUCCCACGAUCCUGGACAUCGCAGGCCUGGAUACUCCAUCGGAUAUGGACGGGAAGUCCGUUCUGAAGCUUCUAGAGCAGGAGAAGUCUAACAAUAGAUUCAAACUGAACCGCAAACCUAAAGUCUGGAGGGAUACAUUCCUUGUGGAGAGAGGCAAAAUCCUGCGCAAGAAAGAGGAGACGACGAGCAGCGUGAGCACGGCGCAUACCAACAGCCUGCCCAAGUACAAGAAGGUCAAGGAGACGUGCCAGCAAGCCGAGUUUCAGACGCCAUGCGAGCAGCCUGGACAGAAAUGGCACUGCGUGGUGGACGUUACGGGGAAGUGGCGUCUGCAGAAGUGUAAGGGAAGCCUUAAGGCAGCGUCCAGGAAAAGGACACGCAGCCUGAGAAUGCGCUCAUACGGCGGCCGGGGGAGAGAGUGCCACUGCGACGACAGAGCAUAUAAACCGACAAAGAGUGAACGCCGGGCACACAGGCACCUUUCACAGAGCAGCAGGCCACGUUACAGGCCACGUUUCGUCCACACUCGGCACGCACGCUCACUAUCGGUGGAGUUUGAGGGUGAGAUUUACGCCGUGGAUCUGCAGGAGGAUGACAGGCUGGCUACGGAGCCUCAGCCAAUCAGCAAGCGCCAUCACGAGCCCGAGACCUCCUUCGACCCUGACUUUAAUCUGGAGUCGGACGACGCUUCAGAAGAGAUGCUCGCAGAUGAUACGAACGCCGUUGGCUACCCGAAUUCACUCAAAGUCACACACAAGUGCUACAUCCUGCUGAACGACAGCGUACGCUGUGAAAGAGAGAUCUACCAGUCUUCCAAAGCCUGGAAAGAUCACAAGAGUUUUGUCGAUCAGGAGAUCGAGCUGCUCCAGGAUAAGAUGAAAAAGUUACGAGAAGUCCGCGGGCACCUGAAGAGCAGAAAGCCAGAUGAGUGCGACUGCGGAAAGAAAAGCUACUAUAGCAAAAAGAAAGAGGACAGAAUGAAAGCGGAGAGGGGGAAGAGCAAGAAUGGCCGUCUCCAUCCCUUUAAGGAAACGGUGCAGGAAGUGGACAGCAAGGUUCAGCUCUACAACGAGAUCCGCCGAAGGAAGAAGGAAAGGAAAGAGAGGAAGAGGCAAAAGAAGGGAGACGACUGUAGCUUGCCUGGUCUCACCUGCUUCACCCACAACAACGACCACUGGCAGACUGCCCCCUUCUGGAACCUGGGAGGUUUCUGUGCCUGCACCAGCUCCAAUAACAACACCUACUGGUGUCUGAGGACCAUAAACGAAACCCACAACACACUCUUCUGCGAGUUUGCAACUGGAUUCCUGGAGUACUUUGAUCUGAACAGUGACCCUUACCAGCUAAGCAAUGCGGUUUACACGGUGGACCGAGACGUCCUAAACCAGCUCCAUCUGAACCUAAUGGAGUUGAGGAGCUGCCAAGGCCACAAGCAGUGCAACCCCAGACCGAGAAGCACAGACACAGCACUCAGCCUGCAUGGGACGGACGCCGACCUUAAGCUGCAAAACUUCAGCGAGGACGCCAACUGGCAAGGACUGGCACAACUGUACAGCGUGAACGAGAGUCUGUUUGAGCACAGACAUGACUACAGUCCCAGCCUGGAAGACUGGGCCAACUUUGCGAAGGAUGUAGAUAGUAUGUUUGCACUGCUGAGCAAUUUAAAGAAACUGAACCGAACUGAGAUGCUGGAGCCGUGGGGAGACCUGGGGUCAGGGGCCGGGGGUGCAGAGGAGGCCAGCGGUGCAGGAGCUGCUGAGCAAGUGAACUGGCACUUGAUCACUUCAGGACCUCGGAAACCUACCCCCGUGACCCCUUUGACUCCUCAUUCGACCCAUAAAUCAGGCAACGAUCUCCCAGGAGAUCUUUCUCCUAAACCUUCGGACCAUGCCUCGAACAGUCAGGAGGACUUGCUGGAUAAGAACCUGCGGAAGGAGCUGGACGGAGAUGACUUGAUCUUCAGCGGGAACGGACCUACGGAGCUCGAAACACGCAGCGAUUUUCUGUUCAGCAGCUCCGCCUUGGAGGCAGCCCGAGAUCUCGGUAGAACACGAGGAGAACAAGGACACCUUGCGGGCAAAAACGAGGAGGAAGAGGACAUCUUUGAGGCCCAGAUCUACCUGCCAGCCUGGCUUCCAAUGAAGGCAGAAGGGACGACCCCGUCCCAACCUCGCCUCCAAACGCUCCAUACACCCCAUGCCCAAGUGCCCCACGACUCUCAGGACUCAGAAGGCAGUGGUUUCCUGAUUCCCACCUCCAGCACAUCGCUCUGACACAAAAGUACGACCUGAAGCCAUUUCUGCUCAGAGACACUAAGUGCUGGAGCUCAGAGAUCGGGCUAAAUGUUCUAUUGUAUUAUGAAACAAUUCUGCGGUUUUAUUUUUUUUUUAAUCUGUGCUUUCAUUUAUUAGAAAUCAGUGUUAUGUGUUUUGUAAGAUAGGCCUAUAUAAAUAUAUUUAGAGAUCAAGAGCCUUAAUGCAGCCUCAGUGUUGGGUUUGUAUUGAAUUUAAUGAAGAACCCAAACAACACAGAGCUGUAAUGUAUUUUUGUAAAGUAUUGCUAUUGUUCGAUUGGUGAAAUCAUUGCACUCAGACAUAUAAGAACCACAAAAAAAAAAACAGCAUGGUAAAAUGGUGAAAGGUUUGAUGCACUUUCUUAAAAGACUGACUGACCAUCUUACAGAACAUGGGGGACACCAGGCUUUAACCUGAGAGCACACGAGAGCAAGAAAGAGUCUAUAUUAUUAUCUAAAAAAUAUGUAUAUAAAAAAAAAAUAUAUAUAUAUAUAUAUAUCUCAAAUAUUCCUGGAUAAGAAAAUUGAGGUUACAGUUCUAUUUUUUGCAUCACCCUCAUGUUAAGAAUACGAUUCAGAUGUUUUUUAUGCAUUAGUAAAUGUCUAGAAGGUGUUUAGGUUUUUUUGUUGGUGGGUUAUUGCACAACUCCUCAUUAGGGGUUACAGAAUUCCACCUUGCUUGCGCACAUUUUUCAGUCACAUUAAGAGAUUAAACGGUUAACGGGAGUGGUUUUAGGUUUGUUCCACGUCUGGAUUUAGUUUACAUAGAAUGCGUACACCAUAGAGCAGAUCAGAGGAAACUGUAACCAUUGUGACUCUACAAUCAGAACGAUGUGCUGCUCUCGGCUUGUCUUCUCACUACUUGGUUUUUCUUUUUUUUCUGGAAACAAAAUGUCUGAUUUCAUGGUUGAAGUUAAAUGUCUUUUUCUGGACUGGUUGUACUAAAAUGCAUAAAAUGCUGAUUUUUUUUUUUUUUUUUCUUUUUAAAUCCUUCAGAGGUGUUGAAACAAUUCUGGCUUCUGGAAAGCCAAGAAGCUGUUCUGAAAUAAACCUUUUUAAACCUGA
Clarias gariepinus (North African catfish) is the source of this 4763-nucleotide messenger RNA. It is a transcript of the gene sulf1, whose product is annotated as sulfatase 1. The coding region runs from base 313 to 3678 and encodes 1121 amino acids. The record is from RefSeq and is a predicted model, not a curated record. Gene Ontology annotation, molecular function: glycosaminoglycan binding; N-acetylglucosamine-6-sulfatase activity. Gene Ontology annotation, cellular component: cell surface; plasma membrane; endoplasmic reticulum. NCBI's taxonomy places the organism in Eukaryota, Metazoa, Chordata, Actinopteri, Siluriformes, Clariidae. The transcript is spliced from 19 exons.